Molecule: messenger RNA, 453 nt
Organism: Eucalyptus grandis
Lineage: Eukaryota; Viridiplantae; Streptophyta; Magnoliopsida; Myrtales; Myrtaceae
Product: G-type lectin S-receptor-like serine/threonine-protein kinase At4g27290
Exons: 2
Coding region: 1-453 (150 amino acids)
Biological process (GO): protein phosphorylation
Molecular function (GO): ATP binding; protein kinase activity
Source: RefSeq, a predicted model, not a curated record
AUGGCCCCUGAGUAUGCUUUCGAUGGGAAAUUCUCUUUGAAGUCCGACAUAUACAGCUUUGGCGUGCUCUUGUUGGAGAUAAUUAGUGGCAAAAGGAACAGAGGUUUUUCCCAUCCAAGCCAUCACCACAACCUUCUUGGACAUUCGUGGUUGCUUUGGUGUGAAGGCAGGGCCUUGGAAAUAAUGGAUGAAUGCCUACACAACUCAUUUGACAGAACCCAAGUGGAAAGAUGCAUUCGAGUGGGCUUGUUGUGUGUCCAAAAGUUCCCUGAAGAUAGACCAGCUGUGUCUUUUGCAAUUGAUAUGAUACUCAAUGGUGGCUUGGUCUUGCCUGAACCUAAAGAGCCUAGUUACUUCUUUGAGAGAAACUCAGAGUAUAAAGAUGGGGCUUCAGCAAAGGGAGACCCUUAUACGCAAAAUGCAGUCACUUUGACUUUGCCAAAAGGCCGGUAG